Molecule: messenger RNA, 447 nt
Organism: Acaulospora morrowiae
Lineage: Eukaryota; Fungi; Glomeromycota; Glomeromycetes; Diversisporales; Acaulosporaceae
Source: the annotation of a GenBank genome assembly
GCUUGCUGGGUCAUACACAAUGCGAUAAAGAAGAGUUGCUCUCAGCCGGAAUUAACUAUUUGCAUAAUUAGACAAGGUUGCAUCCCUCCGCUAAUUAACAUGUUAAACUACGUUGACAAUGAUAUUAUCUAUGUCGCUCUUCAGGCUAUUUGGAUCAUUCUACAACUUGGCGAGAACCUUUCGACGGAACGGAACGGCGAAAAUCCAUAUGCGUUGAUCAUAGAGGAGUGCGGUGGAACGGAACGUAUAAAUUAUUUCCAAUUCCAUGAAAACAAUGAUAUCCAAUCGAUUGCAUACCAAAUUAUAGAUAGGUUUUUUUUUGACGAUGAAAAUGAAUCCAUAGGCGAAAAAAUUGAGGUAAAUGUGCAUUCGGAAGGUUCGGGUAGUCAACAACGACAACAACGGCAACAGCGACAAAAUGAUGAAUUCCAUUUUCACUGGAGGUAG